This is a messenger RNA of Nerophis lumbriciformis (worm pipefish), 2085 nucleotides long. NCBI's taxonomy places the organism in Eukaryota, Metazoa, Chordata, Actinopteri, Syngnathiformes, Syngnathidae. The record is from RefSeq and is a predicted model, not a curated record.
AUGCCGGUGCUGGUCGAUUUAGGCUGCACACGCCAUGAAAACUGCACCACACUUAACAGUGUGGUCGGUCGGGUCUGCGACGGAUCGAAAGGCGGCAAAAGUAACUGUCGGUGCAGCCAUGAAAAAGAGACCAGGAAGAGCGCGUGGCCUCCUCGGCGAGGUUUCUACUUCGGGCAGAGGCAGAGUUGUGUUCAGACCAGCUGUGGUGUGGUGAACGGCGCGUGCGAGUUGAGCGCCAAGCGUCUCCGAAUGGAUUACGAGGCCAAGGUCUUUCCCCACAGCGGCGGCUACGGACGUUACAACCGAACGGUGGUGGCGUUCAGCUGGUUCCCCAGCUUCGCCGUCAUGUUCAACCUGUUCAGCGACAUCUUUUACACCGCCAUCCCGGACGCGUACCACUGCAAACCGGACCCUCGGCUCCUUCCCUCCGCAUUCCUCCUCGCCAACUUCUCCAAGUCGGCUUACCUGAACCUGACCGUCCCUUGGGUCGACGGCACCGGCCCGAGCCGUUGCGAGCUUUACAAGUACCCGCCGAACUCGUCGGACUUUUCUGAACUUGUACCACGGCAGAAGGUGGGCUGCACCGACGGUUGGGAGUACGCUCGGUUGCCGGGGCUCCAGAGCAACUUCGUCACCGAGUGGAACCUGGUCUGCAAUGACUACUGGAAAAUUCCCCUUCAACACAUUUGCUUCAUGACUGGAUGGAUUGUAGGAUACGUCUUCAUCGGCUCAUUGUGCGAUUGGCUCGGUCGUCGAAGGGGUUUUCUCAUGUCUGUUAGUUUGUCGAGUCUGUUUGGUGUGGCUGUGUGUAUGUCCAACAGUGCUGUCGUGUUUCUGCUGCUACGUCUCUCACAGGGCAUCAUGCUAGCUGGGAUCCUUUUAUCUUCAUACGUAGCAAGGUUGGAGCUGUGCGACCCUCCCCAUCGUCUUAUGGUUGCCAUGGUCAGUGGCUUCUUUGCCAUCUUUGCAGAGCUACUGUUGCCAGGUGUUGCUGUUCUGUGUCGCGAUUGGCCGGUUUUGCAGGCUGUUUCCACAUUACCGCUGCUUCUGCUCAUUUCCUAUUGGUGCUGUGCUCCAUUGUUUCCCGAGUCUCCUCGUUGGCUGUUGUCCACAGCUCAGAUCCCUUUGGUGAAAAGGAGCCUGCAGGAAUUCUCCACUCGAAAUGGCGUGUGUUUGCCAGAUGAGCUCUUCCCUGGUGAAAUGUUGCUGUCAGAGAUUGAAUCAGUAUUUGAUGAAGAUUGUGAGCCGAAGUAUUAUUCCAUUUUGGAGCUCCGUCGGACUCGAGUUAUCUGGAAGAACUGCCUCAUCCUUAGCUUCACUCUCUUGAUUGGAACAGGCAUCCAGUACUGCUUCACCAGAAACCUGCACACAUCUUCCAACAACUUCUACUUCAGCUAUUUCGUCAGAAUCGCCACAGGAACUCUGGCUUGCAUCAUCAUCUGCGCCACCGUCAAUCGUUUCGGUCGCCGUGGAAUGCUUCUGUUCUUCGCCAUCAUCACCGGACUGUCUUCGCUGCUUCUUCUGGCACUCGCUCAGUACCUGCAAGGAGGCUUGGUCCUGGUGAUUUCUAUUGUGGGACUGCUGUUUUCGCAAGCACUUGCUAUGCUCAGCGUCUUCUUUGCUUGUGAGGUGAUGCCAACUGUCGUGCGAGGCGGUUGUCUCGGUCUCGUACUGGCAGCGGGCUGUGUCGGCAUGGCCGCCUCUUCUCUGAUGGAGCUCCAGAACAACGGGGGCUACUUCCUCCAUCACGUGAUCUUUGCCUCUUUCGCUGUCCUCUCCGUGCUGUGCAUCAUGCUCCUGCCAGAGAGCAAGCGCAAGCCGCUUCCGGACUCGCUGAAGGAAGGCGAGAGCCAGCGCCGGCCGCCGCUUUUCCCAUCCCAGGUGGACCGGGUCGACCUCCCAUUACUGCGCUCUCGACCGCAGCUGUCGGAGUACAACCCUGACAACUACUCUCGACUUGUCACUGCCACCAGGAAAAUGUUGACCAGAGAAAGCGUGCCUUACAGAAUCGCAGUUCGAACUCGUCUACGGUCUGAUAGUGAAGCACAGGGACAGGAAAGUGAACCACUGAGGGAAGGGCCUUAA